Pomacea canaliculata is the source of this 3469-nucleotide messenger RNA. RefSeq names its product WD repeat-containing protein 3-like. The coding region runs from base 118 to 2901 and encodes 927 amino acids. NCBI's taxonomy places the organism in Eukaryota, Metazoa, Mollusca, Gastropoda, Architaenioglossa, Ampullariidae. The record is from RefSeq and is a predicted model, not a curated record. Gene Ontology annotation, molecular function: protein binding; snoRNA binding. Gene Ontology annotation, biological process: maturation of SSU-rRNA. Gene Ontology annotation, cellular component: small-subunit processome; Pwp2p-containing subcomplex of 90S preribosome. The transcript is spliced from 26 exons.
GUCACGGGCUUCAAAAACCGGAACACAUGGUUUCAUGGAUGGAAUAGCGACACAGUCUUUCCUACAUCAUCAAAAAGUGUUUUAGUAGCAGGACAUUAUUACAUCUAUCUAUACAAUAUGGGAGUGACUAAACAGUAUCUUCGUGUGGAAGCUAAAGAUGUGUUUGGGCUGGUGGCUAGUCCACGCUCAAACAUUGUCCUCUUAAAAAACAUGAAAGGCAAUGUGCGUCAGGCAGCAGUUGGGGCAUGUGAAAAUGUUAUCAUUUGGGAUCUGCUUACCAAGGAGAAGGUUCAGAUUCUGAAGGGAGAUAAGCAUGAAGUCAGUAGGGUGGCAAAAACGCCUGACGACCGACAUCUGGCUGUGGGCUACAUGGAUGGCAGCAUACGUGUAUUUGAAGUGGUGACUGGAGAGAUCAAAAUCACUUUCCAAGGUCAUCGAUCUGCUGUAACUGCUCUUGCCUAUGAUCACGAUGGACUGCGAUUAGUGUCCGGUUCUAAGGAUACUGAUGUUAUUGUUUGGGAUGUAGUAAGUGAAUCAGGACUUUUCCGCCUGAAAGGUCACAAAGGGGAGGUCACGAAGGUUGAAUUUCUUAAAGAAAGAAAUGUUCUUUUAACAAGCUCCAAGGAUACAUUUGUGAAGUUCUGGGACCUUGACACACAGCACUGCUUCUGUACAUUGACAGGACAUCGCACAGAGGUCUAUGGCUUUGUGCUUAUAAACAGCGGACAGCGUCUUAUCACUGGGUCAGCAGACAGCGAGUUGCGUGUAUGGGACAUCACUUAUACUGAAGAGUAUGAUGGUGAUGAUGAUGAAGAAUCCAGCAAACCAAAACGUCAACGACCAGACAAUAACAGUGAAGAGGACGAGGAUGAACUGAACAUCCUGCAUUGUCAUCCAGUUGGAUCUGUAAUGCGACAUGGGAGAGAUCGGGUUGUGUGUUUAACAACUGACCCCACAGAUCGCUACCUUGUUUGUCAUGGGCUUGGAAACAGCUAUGAAGUAUUUAUUAUAGCCAGUGAUGCAGAACUGAAAAAAAAGUUGGCAAAGCGGCGCAAGAAAGCCAGAUUGCAACAACAAAAAGAUGAAGCUCUUCCAGAACCGUCUUUAACUUUACAGGACCAAGUGCGGCAUAUGAACAAGUUUAAAAUGUCAUCCAAAAUGCGAUGGAUAGAUGUGUCUAUAACAUCUCCUGAGCAGCUACAGGUGGUCGGCCUUCUCAACAACAACAAACUUGAGGUUGUAGACCUGCAGAUAGAUGUUACCUCACUGCAGGUGUUAAAAACUUCAAACAUCCACAACGGUGGUCAUCGAAGUGAUGUGCGGACUCUAGCCUUUAGUUCAGACAACAGUACUAUUUUAUCUGCAAGUGGAGAACAGGCAAAGCUCUGGAUUAGGUCAACCUUACACUGCUUCCGCACACUAGCUUGUGACUAUGCUCUAUGCUCAGUCUUUUCCCCUGGAGAUCGUUACGUCAUCAUUGGAACCAAGAGUGGAAGACUUCAGGUUUUUGAUGUGGAUGAAGGUACCAUGAUAGAAAAUAUUGAUGCACAUAGUGGCGCCAUCUGGUCUCUGAGUUUAGCACCUGAUAAGAGAGGUUUGGUCACUGGCAGUGCAGACCACACAGUCAAGUUUUGGAAUUUUGAGCUAGUGUCUGUUUCUGAAAAUAGUUCUGGAAGGAAGCAGCUUUCUCUAAUACACACUCGUACUUUGCAAAUGGAUGAGGAUGUUCUGUGUGUCAGGUACAGCCCAGAUCAACGACUGUUGGCUGUAGCUCUGCUUGACAAUACAGUCAAGGUCUUUUUUGUUGAUACAUUAAAGUUCUUUUUGUCUCUGUACGGCCACAAACUGCCAGUCCUGUGCAUGGAUAUUUCUUCAGACUCCACACUCAUUGUUACGGGUUCUGCUGACCGCAAUGUGAAGAUCUGGGGGCUGGACUUUGGCGAUUGCCACCGUUCACUCUUUGCUCAUGAUGAUAGCAUCUUGUGUAUCCAGUUUGUACCACGUACUCAUAUGUUCUACACAGCCAGCAAAGAUAAUAAAGUGAAACAAUGGGAUGCAGACAACUUUGAGAACAUUAUCACUCUGCACGGCCAUCAUGGAGAGGUGUGGGCACUUGCAGUCAGUCCCAAUGGGAAAUCUGUUGUCACUUCAAGUCACGACCAUUCACUGCGACUGUGGGAAAAAACUGAAGAACUUCUUGUUUUGGAGGAAGAGCGAGAAAUGGAACGUGAAAAAGAGUAUGAAGAAUCAGCUGCACAAGAUGGAGAGCCUGUAAUCCCAGGGGAGACAAAUGAUGAAUUUGCUCAUGCAGGGAAGAAGAACAUAGAGACUGUGAAAGCUGCUGAAAAACUUAUUGAAGCAGUGGAAGUUUACAAGGAAGAGACACAGAAGUUAGCUCAGCACAAGGCACAAUGCCAGGCUGCUGGAAAACAGCUUCCAGCACCAACUCCUCAUCCCCUAUUGGUUGCAUAUCAUGCUACUUCUCCUUCGCACCUUGUUCUGCAGAUUAUCAGAAAGAUCAAAUCCAGUGAAUUGGAUGAGUCUUUGCUGGUGUUACCCUUUGCUGUUUCAACUGAUCUGCUUUCUAUCCUUGAAACUUUCCUGUCCAAUGGCUGGGAGACAGAACUUACCUCUCGCUGUCUUCUAUUUCUUCUCAGGAUCCACCAUGGUCAGGUGACCUCAACACAAGUAUUGCUGCCCACUAUAGACAGACUACGGCCCCUGAGCAAAGAACGUGCAGAUCAUCUCAAAGAUACAGUAGGUUUCAACUUGAUGGGCCUUCAGAUGUUAAGGCUGAAAUUGGAGGAGAAAAAGGGUGUGAAAGUAUUCGCUGAUGCCACCUCAAAAUUUAAAGAGAGGAUAAAGAAAAAACGGAAGGCAGUCCUCACAAUUGUCACAUGAAUCUUUUUUUCAAAGAAUUUUUACAGAACUUUUCCCCUUUCCCCAGAAACUGAUUACUUUGACAGUAUGCCUGUAGGAUUAUUUUGAGGUUGAUGCCCGUGAGAUUAAAAAGUGAAGGCAGGUGUCCUGGGACUUCCAGAAUACAGACCUUUUCAAUUACCAGUGACACAAAUCGUUUUGUUAUGGAGCUGUGAAGCUAAAUGAAAGUGUGCAAGUUACUGCUUGAUAGUGGAUCUACUGCUUGCUUGCAGGCACAUGGAAUUCAUGUUUCCAUUGUUCCAGUUGACUGAUGAAGUGACUGAAGUAUAGUGUAGAGGCCAGUGAUUUGUGUGCAAAGUUCUGUGCCAGAAACAGCAACAGUAUCGAGUGCUUUUGUGUCAGCAGUUGAUAACAGUUUUGUAUGUUUUUGUGUCUGUUUGCUUGAUUGAUUCAUGUAAAGAGAUGGGUACUGGGACUGAAUGAAAUAUUAUUUUAUGUGCACUCAGAAGGAAAAGUUUUUUGUUUUUUUUUUUGUCUGGAGAAGGUAUUUUGAGAAGAUGUUUCAUCAAUAAAAUGUGAAAAACUGUUA